AUGACAACAGUUCCGUUGGUCUGGACAGUCCAUGGAAAGUUCUUCGACCAGGUGGACGUGGACGACACGCCCUUUGUCCAUAGCGAUCGAGAAUGGGGUCCGAUGCUUUGCCUUUUGUAUUCCUAUUUCGAGCCAUGGCAGAAAUACCGAACGGGGCCGCAUUCCUAUCGACUCAACCUCGGCCGUCAUGUUACGGUUCAGAAUGAGCAAUCGACCUUCACCUAUGGUGAAAGCACAGAUAUUGAUGAGGCGCGCGAGGUCGCCAGUUAUACUGCGAAAGACUUUUUCGACGACCCCGGCGAUGGAAGUGACAUCGCCAUUGCGAAUGAUUAUAGCGCCCGGAGGGACUGGGAAAAGUUCGGUGCAGCCUUCUCGUCCAGGGCAGUAGCCAUGAAGUAUGGCGGCUACAGCGACCAUGAACAGAAUAAACAGGAUACCGAGGACGACCGUGGCUGCCCUUUGGUAAUGUGGUUACAGUCGGAGCUUGAAGCAGGUAACGUCCCAGGUCUUAAGCUAGAGUGA
Messenger RNA from Aspergillus uvarum CBS 121591, 522 nucleotides. RefSeq lists its product as uncharacterized. Lineage: Eukaryota; Fungi; Ascomycota; Eurotiomycetes; Eurotiales; Aspergillaceae. The transcript is spliced from 2 exons. The record is from RefSeq and is a predicted model, not a curated record. Bases 1 to 522 code for a protein of 173 amino acids.